GGGACAUUCGCCCGGCCUCUCGCUCUUUUUCCCUGCCUGAAUCGAGUCAGGCUCAGCCCGGGCUUUGGGCGCCGCGAUGGGGAUCCUGGAGAAGAUCGCGGAGAUCGAGAAAGAGAUCGCCCGGACCCAGAAGAACAAAGCCACUGAGUACCAUCUGGGUCUGCUGAAGGCGAAACUCGCAAAAUACAGAGCUCAGCUCCUGGAGCCUUCAAAAUCAGCUGCGGCAAAAGGCGAAGGGUUUGAUGUGAUGAAGUCUGGAGAUGCCCGGGUGGCUCUGAUCGGGUUUCCCUCUGUGGGUAAGUCCACCUUUCUGAGCUUAAUGACCUCCACUGCCAGCGAGGCGGCUUCCUACGAGUUCACGACGUUGACCUGCAUCCCUGGCGUCAUAGAGUACAAAGGAGCCAACAUUCAGCUUCUCGACCUGCCGGGAAUCAUAGAAGGAGCCGCACAAGGGAAAGGCCGUGGGCGUCAGGUGAUCGCCGUGGCCCGAACGGCGGACGUCGUCAUCAUGAUGUUGGAUGCCACGAAGGGGGAAGUGCAGAGAGCUCUGCUGGAAAGGGAGCUGGAAUCGGUGGGCAUCCGGCUGAACAAAUUGAAACCCAACAUCUACUUCAAGCCAAAGAAGGGUGGGGGCAUCUCCUUCAAUUCGACAGUGAUGCUAACCCAGUGCUCUGAGAAGUUGGUGCAACUCAUUCUCCAUGAAUACAAAAUCUUCAACGCUGAGGUUCUCUUCAGGGAAGACUGCUCACCCGACGAGUUCAUCGACGUGAUUGUCGGCAAUCGGGUCUACAUGCCCUGCCUUUAUGUGUACAACAAAAUCGACCAGAUCUCGAUGGAGGAAGUGGAUCGCCUGGCUCGGAAACCCCACAGCGUCGUGAUCAGCUGCGGCAUGAAACUCAACCUGGACUACCUGCUGGAGUUGCUUUGGGAAUACCUGGCGCUCACCUGCAUCUUCACCAAGAAAAGAGGCCAGAGGCCAGACUUCUCGGAUGCCAUAAUUCUGCGGAAGGGGGCCUCAGUGGAACACGUGUGCCAUCGGAUUCACCGGACGUUAGCCAGUCAGUUCAAAUAUGCCUUGGUCUGGGGCACCAGCACCAAGUACAGUCCCCAGCGAGUCGGCCUCAACCACCCGAUGGAGCACGAAGACGUGAUCCAGAUCGUCAAGAAGUAACCCCCGCUGUGCCGCUGACCCGCCAGUGCCUCGGCCUGCCCCGUGGAACUCCAGCACGACUCAAGAGCGGCCUGCGUAGAAGCCAAAAAAACCCCCUCAGGCUGGGGGCGGGCGGGGGAGGGGCGCUUUCCCAAAGCUCGCACGGGGGUAGGGGGAGACGGUGGAUGGGGCGGCGGCAGGCCGAGGGCUUCUUGUUUGAGCGCUGCUGUUCCUGGGUGCCUUUGAAGCCCUCCACGAGGGGGUCGCUUUUGGAUUUCUCAGCUACCUGCUCCUAAGGUAGCCCGAAGAAUUGGCCUUGGGUUCAGGGAACAAAUCUCUCCUGCCUUCUCAACCCCCCAGCUGGGACAAACAGCGCAUUGUUUUCUUCCUGGAUCAGAAACUGGGACUUGUGAACGCACACAAACACACACACACCCCGGACGGACAAAGCACGUGCUCAAAAUCACCGACAACGAAACCCAAAGGGCUCUGGGACAGCCACUUUGGAGAGCAGCAACUUCCCUGGGGCCUUCAGGAAACGAGGCCCCGAAAUGUGUCUUUUUGCAGAAUAGCGACCGAAAUGCUUCUCCUCCGACAGCGGCCGUGCCUCGGUUCCGGAACUUGACAGCUGGCCCUGGACCCCUUGAAAAAUCACGUUCCCAUUGGAUAAAAUAAAGAAUGAUUUCGGUUUUAUCGA
Molecule: messenger RNA, 1847 nt
Organism: Heteronotia binoei (common prickly gecko)
Lineage: Eukaryota; Metazoa; Chordata; Lepidosauria; Squamata; Gekkonidae
Gene: DRG2
Product: developmentally regulated GTP binding protein 2
Exons: 13
Coding region: 77-1171 (364 amino acids)
Biological process (GO): cytoplasmic translation
Cellular component (GO): cytoplasm
Molecular function (GO): GTP binding; GTPase activity
Source: RefSeq, a predicted model, not a curated record